Ctenocephalides felis (cat flea) is the source of this 1325-nucleotide messenger RNA. RefSeq names its product ribosomal RNA-processing protein 8-like. Gene Ontology annotation, cellular component: chromatin silencing complex; nucleolus; rDNA heterochromatin. The transcript has 5 exons. Bases 276 to 1325 code for a protein of 349 amino acids. Lineage: Eukaryota; Metazoa; Arthropoda; Insecta; Siphonaptera; Pulicidae. Gene Ontology annotation, molecular function: methyltransferase activity. Gene Ontology annotation, biological process: cellular response to glucose starvation; rDNA heterochromatin formation; regulation of transcription by glucose. The record is from RefSeq and is a predicted model, not a curated record.
UAAAGAUCAAGUGAGAAUUGUUGGAAUAAGCCUUACAAAAGUAAACAGAAAUAUGACAGUUUGACAGAUUGAUUGUAGCCGCACGUGGUCAAUAAUUAGGAGGUUAUUCAAACGUCAAUAUUUGUUAUUUAUUUAUGUUCUGUUUGUAAAAAUAUUUAAACAUUUAUUCGAUAAUUGUAAAUGCACCAAAAACGUUAAAUACUAGGUGAUAUAUAAUAAUUGCAAAGUGACUCUGUAAUCCAAUAAUGCUAUAUAUUUCAUAAUACGACAUAACAAUGAAGACAACUAAACCAAAUUCACUUUUCUCUCCUGCCAAUUGGGAUAAUGACGUCAUACAAGAAAGUGGUACAUCAACAGAACCAAAUGUGAAAUGCAAAUUAUUAGAAAGAAUUAAAAGCAAAUACACAUCAACAAAUGCAAAUACUUCUAAAGAUAAAACACCUAAAACUCGGUUAGACAUGGCCGAAGACUCAUUUGUAAUAAACACGAACAAUUUAUCUUCAUCAAAACGCAGAAGGCGUCAAAUGAAAAAACUUAAAAGGUUAGAAAAUACUAAAACGGGUGCCAAAAGCAAUGAUAAAGUUAAAGAACAGAAAGAUGAACGAACUUUGAGUAAGCUGAAAAAAAUAUUGCAUCAAACAGACUCUCCUUCUAAAGAGGAUCAGCAAAUGUCAUUUCGUGAAAAACUUUGGGAGAAACUCAAAGGAUCACGAUUUCGAUAUCUUAAUGAACAAAUGUAUACAUCAAAAGGAAAUGAUACACAAAAAAUGUUUCAAAAAGACCCUAGUGCUUUUGAGGCUUACCACGAAGGAUUUAGGCAUCAAGUUUUGAAAUGGCCACUCAAUCCACUUGAUAAAAUAAUCAAUGAAGUUAACCAAAUGCCUUCUUCAUACAUUAUUGCUGAUUUUGGUUGUGGCGAGGCAAAAUUAGCUUCAUCUGUUCCUCAAGAAGUUAAAUCUUUUGAUUUAGUGGCACUGAAUGAGAAUGUAAUAGCUUGCGAUAUGGCAAAUGUUCCAUUGAAGUCCAGUUCAGUAGAUGUAGUUGUUUUCUGUCUGUCCUUAAUGGGUGUAAAUAUUAAAGAUUAUUUGUUGGAAGCUUCAAGAGUUUUGAAGAUUGGAGGUACAGUGAAAAUUGCUGAAGUGUCUAGUCGAUUUACUGAUGUAAAUAAUUUCAUAAAGUUGGUUACAAAGUAUGGGUACAAAUUAUUGAGUAAGAACUUAUCCCAUGAUAUGUUCUAUUUUAUGGAUUUCAAAAAGGUUUCAGUUCCUAACAAAUCAAAGGUACCAAUAAUAGAAUUAAAGUCAUGCAUGUAUAAAAAACGAUAA